Molecule: messenger RNA, 1831 nt
Organism: Trichomycterus rosablanca
Lineage: Eukaryota; Metazoa; Chordata; Actinopteri; Siluriformes; Trichomycteridae
Gene: fam3a
Product: FAM3 metabolism regulating signaling molecule A
Exons: 10
Coding region: 316-1005 (229 amino acids)
Source: RefSeq, a predicted model, not a curated record
GGCAGGCUAUUUCAGUCGCGAUGUUGUAUUUCUGGUGUUUAUUUGUUUCCUUCUCAGUACCUGAUAGGGCACAUUGUGUAUUUAGCUCAUGAUCAGAAAUUUGCUCUGUGUGAGUGGGAUGGUGUAAUCAGUAGCACAGUCGUUAGGAGAGGUUUAGAUCAUGUGUGCUGUGUCUGUUGUUGCUUUUGCAUUGAGAAAAUUGUCCGCAUGCACUUAAGUUUCUUUCAUGGAAACUUCCUGACCAGCUAAUUCAUUCCAUCAACGAAGACACAUCAAAGUGACCAUUUUGUGUUCAGCUUUUGCAGCGCAUCAACCAUGAGACUAACAGGACCACUGCGUGUUGUUGCUGUUGUACUCCUUGUGGGUUUGACUUGGCUUCUUGCAAGUUCUGUUAUUGGAGGAGAUGGAAGCUCUGUGUUGAACAUGCUGUUUACUGGUGGAAAAGAGGAUAUCACUGAAGAACCAAGACUACGCAAGUACAAGUGUGGCCUUUCAGCCCCAUGUCCUCCCAAGCAUCUUGCAUUCCGCUUGGUUUCAGGAGCUGCAAAUGUUAUCGGUCCUAAGAUCUGUCUGGAGGAUAUAAUGCUCAUGAGCAGCAUCAAGAACAAUGUUGGCCGAGGAUUGAAUGUCGCUUUAGUAAAUGGUGUUAGUGGAGAGGUUUUAGAAACAAAAUUUUUUGACAUGUGGGAAGGAGAUGUGAAUAAUCUGCUCAAGUUUCUGCGACCUCUUCAUGAAGGAACUCUGGUGUUUGUGGCAUCAUAUGAUGAUCCGGCCACUAAGAUGAAUGACGAAACAAGGCGACUGUUUGAAGAACUGGGCAGCACAGCAAUAAAAGAACUUGCAUUCAGAGACAGCUGGGUGUUUGUGGGAGCCAAAGGAAUAGAAAACAAAAGCCCAUUUGAGCAGCGGAUGAAGAACAUCAAAAGCAGUAAUAAAUAUGAGGGUUGGCCUGAAUCUUUGGAAAUGGAUGGCUGCAUUCCCCUACGUGCUCCACUGGAAAGCUAAUCCUUCUGAGAUGUUGAAUGUCGUCCAAAGAAAUGCCUUAAGAAGCUCCACCAAUGACCAAACAGUCUGAGUUACAGAGAUUAUGAACUCUUAAAAUGACUUAACUUGCUUCCUUUUGACUAAAAACUUCCAGUUGUAAAAAUGGCCACAAAUUAACAUGUGGUUGUGUCACUGAAGAAACAAAAGGUGGUUCAUAGAACUGAAGAGUAAAUAUGUGAAAUCAGUGAUGUAUGAAAUCAAAUGUUACAAAUGUAUAAUUAACAUCUCCAUAACAAGAACCAGUGGUUAUUGAUGCGCAUAGAUAAUAGAUAACUUACUCUCACUGGUUACUCUCAAGGUUUGAUGAGGAGAAUCAAGGUUUGAUGUGUUGUGCAUUCUGUUCAUUGUGGUUGUGAAAAUAGUUGAUGUACCAUAGCCUUCCUGUCAGCUCCAUCACUUUUGACCUUAUUUAUUAACAAGACGUUCCUUUCUGCAGAACUGCCACUCACUGGAUGACCUUCUGUUUUCCCACAUGGACCAUUCUGUAAAGUCUGUUGUGUAUAGAAUUUCUAGAUCAUCAGCAUGUACUGAUGCACUUUCCAGCCCUUCUGAGACCAACAAUCACACCACUUUUAAAGUCACCCUGGUCAUGUUGUUUCUUUAUUCUGAGUUUGAUAAGAACUAAAGCUUUUUAACUUUGUCUGUUUGAGUUUUAUGUACUGUGCUGCUGCCACAUGAUGGGUUAAUUGGAUAAAUACAUCAAUGUGGAGAUGUGCAGGUGUUUCUAAUAAAGUGGCUGUCAAGUUUCAUUCCUACCAUUCUGAGAAAUUUUAGCUUUUCACAGAAA